AUGGGUUUAUGUUCUUCAUCUUAACAGAAAUAGCCAAGACCAUUAAUUAGAUUGGUGAAAGUUGAGAUAGACAGCAAGAACGAUGAUUAUUAGUAAACUUUAGAUCUUUGGAGAACCAUUGAUAAUUAAAUACUCUAGUUAAACAAUAGUCACUAAAUUUCACCAAAGUUAUUAAGUUAAAUUGAAUAGAUUAACACUUUUUUAAUAUUAAACUAAGGACAGAACUUAAAAAAAAACUUAUAGACCUUUUUUAAACUAUUUGAUGAUUUUUAAAUUUCAUUUACAUAGGAAAUAAUGUAAAAUGAAUCAAUUUGGGUAAAUCAUUCAUAAAUAUUCAAAAAUCUUGAUUUAUUAUGUGAAAAUUUUGCCGAUAUUGGUUUUUGUUCAAAAGUUUAAACUUAGUCCUUAACUAAAUAUUGA
Messenger RNA from Paramecium tetraurelia, 420 nucleotides. RefSeq lists its product as uncharacterized. The record is from RefSeq and is a predicted model, not a curated record. NCBI's taxonomy places the organism in Eukaryota, Ciliophora, Oligohymenophorea, Peniculida, Parameciidae. The transcript has 2 exons.